This is a messenger RNA of Bursaphelenchus xylophilus (pine wood nematode), 276 nucleotides long. The record is from the annotation of a GenBank genome assembly. Lineage: Eukaryota; Metazoa; Nematoda; Chromadorea; Rhabditida; Aphelenchoididae.
AUGUUCAAUUUCCGGUUGACCCGAGUGCCCUCGAUCUCCACUCAUUCCUCAGUAAAUCAAGCCAUCUGCAUGGCUAUGUUGUGUAAUCUCCCCAACAAGCAGAUCGAUGACACCUGCCUUGGCUAUCUUCUCCUUCGAGUGCACUGUUCUCAGUUACAAGAGCGAUAUGAGAGUCCGGUCAACAGGUCAUCGAAAACACGAAGAGACCGAGAAAAGGGAGAGGGCAGAGAGGAAACGAGGGAUUACAUGAAUAUCCGAUUGGAUUAUAACUGUUGA